AUGCUUACCAGCCCAACACAACUUCAGAGUCACAAUGCUUACUUUUACAAGACCACCACCGUGACAGUGAGCGCAUCGGCCGUGAGCACCUCUGCGUCAAGCACAUCUGUGGUGAGCACAACUACGGUUAGCACAACUACGGCAAGCACAUCGGCAGUGCCGACUGGCGGCUACCAACCAGCGAUCCCCUCUUCUUACGACCAGUGUGUCUUCGACCCAGCUACUGGCGGCGAAUUUACGAUGCAUCGAUACCUGUGGAUCCAUUCAAGUUCUCUCAUCCUUCUGGCGCUCCCAACGGUGGAGUGUGAUGGACUGACCAGCGCUGGCAUUGUCGGAGGUGAAUCAUUCGACUUCAUCGUCACGGACAACGGCGAUCUUAUUGUUCUCACAUCGGAACAAUCCAAGAGGAAGAACCGACGCGAUAUUCCAGUGCCGAAAGGAUUCUAUGUUAAACCGAAGGAGGUAGAAACUCCUCCCGGCACUAAGUGUUCUAAUCCUGCUCAACAUGCCACCUCCAAGAGUCCUCCAGUCCCGCUUACCUCAAAUGGAUGCGGGCCCGAGGGCAUCGGUGGUUGGCUUGUACCGGACGGAGACUUCACGGAUGCCUGUAACUUUCACGACGUCUGCUGGUGUUGCAACACGGACUUCUAUUACCGCAUGGUAGACAUCUGUAACGCUCGGUAUCCCGCUGGGAAGGAUCGCUCAAAGUGCAUCAGCCGUGCCGGGAUUUAUCACUCAGCUGUCUCCAGUAAUUACGGCGCCGGAGUUUUCACUGAUACCAUCAACCAAUAUUGUGACUGCGUCUGCAAUGACUCGAAGCUCACCACAUGCCAGGACAAGUGCGUCGAUACGAAGACAGACCCGCAGCAUUGUGGAAGCUGCAACUUCAAUUGUCCUACCGGGUCCUGCACAAACGGUGCCUGUUCCUUCAAUAGCUGCACUGGCAGGACGUGCAGUACCUUUUCGCAGUGUGGUCCUGGCGGCGACUGUGUAUGCGCCUCCGUCACAGGCGGCCUAGGCUUCUGUGUCGACGGCACGACGCCGUGUAACGGACUAGCCGGCUGCGGAACCAGCGCUGACUGCCCGCUUGGUUCAGUAUGCGCUGUCAGCACCUGCUGCACGCGGAACGUAUGUAUCAGGACUGAUCGUUGUGGCGGGUUCGGGGGCAAUAUUCCUCCGAAUCGGUUGAUGGCCGCACGGGGAGAAUGGACGAAUGCUACAAUCGGACAUUUGCCAGAGUAUAUUGAGUAG
Molecule: messenger RNA, 1251 nt
Organism: Colletotrichum truncatum
Lineage: Eukaryota; Fungi; Ascomycota; Sordariomycetes; Glomerellales; Glomerellaceae
Source: RefSeq, a predicted model, not a curated record